Molecule: messenger RNA, 1504 nt
Organism: Musa acuminata AAA Group (dessert banana)
Lineage: Eukaryota; Viridiplantae; Streptophyta; Magnoliopsida; Zingiberales; Musaceae
Product: lipase
Exons: 11
Coding region: 192-1253 (353 amino acids)
Biological process (GO): lipid metabolic process
Source: RefSeq, a predicted model, not a curated record
AUCCAUUCUUUCCUCUCCUUUCUGCCCUUAUAUUUCCUCUCUCGAUACGAUCUUACCCCUUCAGCCUCUCUCUCUCUCUCUCUCUCUCUCUCUCUCGUCCUUUUCCCUAAAGGGAUUUUGGAGUACUUUUGAGGAUUCGAUCACACGAGCGAUCUUGGGUCUAGAAAAAGGUUAGAAUCGAGAUACAGGUUAUGGAUCGACCGCGAUGCCUGGUGGCGAUGGUUCUGAUCUGCCUGCUGUCGAUUUGUCACGGGAGAGGACUUAGAGUUGGUCACAAGAACGACGGUCAUGUAUAUAAUCAUACUCUUGCCAAGAUUCUUGUUGAAUAUGCUUCUGCUGUGUACAUGUCGGAUCUGACUGCAUUAUUUACAUGGACGUGCUCUAGAUGUACUGAUUUGACAGAGGGUUUUGAGGUGGUGGAGCUGAUUGUUGAUGUUGAGAACUGUUUACAGGCAUAUGUUGGUGUAGCUCAUGACCUUAACGCUGUCAUAGUUGCCUUCAGGGGAACUCAAGAACAUAGCAUUCGCAACUGGAUUCAAGACCUCUUCUGGAAGCAGCUGGAUUUGAACUACCCAGACAUGCCUGACGCUAUGGUGCACCAUGGGUUUUAUUCUGCUUAUCAUAAUACAACUCUACGUCCUGGGAUUGUUAGUGCUGUUCAAGAGGCCAGAGAGUUGUACGGAGAUAUUCCUGUCAUGGUUACAGGGCAUUCCAUGGGAGGUGCUAUGGCUUCCUUUUGUGCACUUGAUCUUACUGUCAAUUACGGAAUACACAAUGUUCAACUCAUGACAUUUGGACAACCUCGAGUGGGAAAUGCUGCUUUUGUGUCGUACUUCAGCAAACACGUGCAGAAUGCAGUUAGAGUUACCAAUGAGCAUGAUAUUGUGCCACAUUUACCACCUUAUUAUUCUUACUUUCCCCAAAAGACAUACCAUCACUUUCCAAGAGAGGUAUGGGUCCAUAAUGUCGGAAUAGGCAGUCUUGUUUAUAUGAUCGAGAAGGUUUGUGAUGGUUCUGGUGAAGACCCUUCUUGCAGCAGGUCUGUAAGUGGGAACAGCGUAUCAGAUCACCUGGCAUACUUUGGUAUCGAGAUGCAGGCAGAUACUUGGGGCACCUGCAGAAUCGUGUUCCAUGGCAAUAUGGUGCAGUACCAAGUAGACCUUGCAGGAAACAUCGUCUUGUCAAAGCGGCCUGGGGUUUCAUCAGUUCUACAACAAAGUGUAGAAGCAGAUAAAAGUAGGAAUGCCAUUUAGCAUUGUGAGGAAAAUUGUCAAACAAAGCGAGAAUAACAUCCUCCCAAUAGCCCCAUGAUGAAAUAAUAGAAGAUCCAAAAGAUUAACUACUUGUACAUAGUUAUUAUGGUUGCAAGUCCUCACAAAAUUGCCAAAGCUGUAUUUGUAUAUAUAUAUACAUACACACUGAAUGGGCCAAUCAAGAAACACUGAUUUGUACUUUCUGGGUUAAUGAUUUAACAUGAUAUUGUAGAAUAAGUCUGUCUUUGCCA